GGCGCCACGUCGGCAGAACCAGCAGGGUGAAAAAGAGAGCUGCGUAGCUCCGUCUGUAUCUGUGUGAGAGGAGAAGUUAGAAAGCUGCAGAUUAAAUCGAUUAACGUGUUCAAACCACGAAGAAGAGUCACAGCUGCAGCUUUCAGCCUCCUCACACUGAGGAAACUAAACUCAUUUAUUUACAGCUGAGUUUGUGUCGGAAACAGAAGCUGCUCCUGUGUCAAGUUUCACUGCCAGGUGUGUUUGUGGGAGAAGCACUGGGAACAAUGGUGAAGAAUGUGAACAGCGUUACUGCGGAGCCCCAGCCCGGGACCAGCUUGGCGACGGACGAAGCUGAACCCACCGACAGCCAACCUACAGAGGAUUCUGGUAAGGACCACGUGGUGGCUCCCCCCGGCAUGAUGUGGCGAGUGACCGGCGGCCUCUUCAACGUCACUAAGGGAGUUGUGGGCGCUGCGGUGGGCGGUGUGGCUUGGGUGGGAGGCAAGAGCCUGGAGAUCACCAAGUCGGCGGUGACCACGGUGCCCUCGAUGGGGGUGGGGCUAGUGAAGGGCGGGGUGUCAGCCGUUGCCGGCGGCGUCUCCACGGUGGGCUCGACGGUCGCCAACAAAGUCCCAUUCACAGCCAAGAGGAAAGACAAAGCUGAGUGAAGCAGAGGAGGAGGAUGGUGAAUAUGAUGAUGAUUAUUGAUGAUGAUGGACUUGCCCCGCCCUGAGCCAACAGAGAGAGGCCACCAGCUGAUCUCUGUCUGCCAAUCAAACUCCACAGUGCCUUCUGAUGGCUUUCUUGGUCUUGAGCAUGAGAGUCUCGUCACCGUGCAGAGAUCCAGACCUCGAUGCAAACACACUUCACUCAGCACCAAAACAUUCAGUAGUACUAUGAUACCAUGGCAACCCAGAACUACCAGAAAAGAAAUGCUGAGUCACUGAAAGCUCCUUGCCUGGCUUGUAGCGGGAUUUGUAUGUCUGGAAGUGAACAUCUGGCUCCAGGCAGAUCAUAUAGACUGGGAUCCACUGCAGCACGUGGUGGAUGAAUUCAUUAAUAUUUUUAUCUGUUUACAAUCCAGACUGAGGCUCUCCUCUUCCUCUUCUUUCUCCUCUUCUCUCUAUUCCAAUCUUUCAUAUUUACUGACAUAUUUCUCAAUUAAAAUGCUGAAUUUUAGUCUCUUUUUUCCUUUUUGCGAAGGUAUUGAAGUACUAUUGAAAUGUGUAUGUGACAAUAGUUUGUGUUGAAAAAUAAAAAUGUUUCAGCGUUUUGAAGCGAAGGAAUCAGCAGCAUUCUUCAGUCUGCAGGCUUCACUGUGCCUGACCUCCUUUAAUCCUUUGGAUGAGCCCGGGGCGGUGUUUCACCCAGCAGCCUUGGAUCUGCAUGUAGGAACACUUCUCUGAAUUGCAUGUCUGAAGACUGUAGACACAAUCACACCAACACUGGGCUCAGGUCUUUUCCACAGCUAUGUUAUUAUUACUGAGAUGUUUUGUUAAAAUGCUGCGCUGGACCUUGAAAUGUCGACUCUUCUUUUUUUUAAUUAAGAUUUAAGAAAGAAACCUUCAGCAGCAUUUGGCGGUUGUUUGAGAGGAAGAGUGCCCGAUGUUGUCUGAACUGCUCCGUCAGUAAAAGUUGAACUGUGCCUUUAAUCUGAAGGCGAACACUGUGCUGCAGUGCAGGCAACAUUCGUGAACGUUUAUAUGCAAUACGAGCAUUUCAAUGCAACACGUGGAGUGAAUGGGAGCUGUUGCUGACGGGACUAAACUAUGUGAAUGUCUUGGAUGUGUUUUGUUUUCCCAGUAUAUCAAUAAAGUAGUUUGGAAGUUUAAA
Messenger RNA from Epinephelus lanceolatus (giant grouper), 1815 nucleotides. RefSeq names its product transmembrane protein 263. The record is from RefSeq and is a predicted model, not a curated record. NCBI's taxonomy places the organism in Eukaryota, Metazoa, Chordata, Actinopteri, Perciformes, Serranidae.